Boleophthalmus pectinirostris (great blue-spotted mudskipper) is the source of this 1156-nucleotide messenger RNA. RefSeq names its product cytochrome c oxidase assembly factor 6 homolog. Gene Ontology annotation, cellular component: respiratory chain complex IV; mitochondrion. The transcript is spliced from 3 exons. The record is from RefSeq and is a predicted model, not a curated record. Gene Ontology annotation, biological process: respiratory chain complex IV assembly. The coding region runs from base 225 to 467 and encodes 80 amino acids. NCBI's taxonomy places the organism in Eukaryota, Metazoa, Chordata, Actinopteri, Gobiiformes, Gobiidae.
CACCAAGCGACUCGGAAGUACAAGCGCCCUUCAAAUCACUUGCGUAGUAACUUCACGCGUUACAGAAUACUUAUUUUACUACUACAAGCUGUCGGAUUCAUUUAUGGAGUGACGCUGUUCAUUUAUGGAGUGACGGUGUGUUACCGGAGAUCCUCUGGGAGAGAAUUCAGAGUGUACCUGCCUUAGCCUUAAUACCUGAGUGGGAGGCCUUAAGUCGAACAGUGAUGGCAGCCCCAAACUCAUCUGAGAGAAGAGCCUGCUGGGAUGCGAGGGACCUGCUGUGGAAAUGCAUGGACGAGAACAAUGAUAAUGUUGCAUCAUGUCAACGUUUUCAGAUAGAAUUUGAAGACAAGUGUCCCGCUCAAUGGGUCAAGUAUUUCACAAAAAGGAGGGACUUUCUAAAAUACAAAGCGAAAAUGCAGACGGAAGGAUUCACUCCAGCUGAGGGGCCAAAACAGGCUUCAUAACCACUGGACCAGAGAGGGCUGCACUAAUGUAAUUUGAGAAUGUAUAUUGGUGUUAUUUAUUUGUACAGAGGUGAAGGAAUUGUAAUGACAAACUGUAUAUGGUAUUUUAUUAUGGCCCUGAAAUCACUGUCAAGCAAUACUCCUCACACCCCUCACAUGCUCACAAAGUACAAUUUUAAUACUGAAAGUGUUGUUCUAAAACAAUACAAUAAGGAUUUAAACAGCUGCUCCAGUUAACCUUUCAGAAAAUCACUAAUGGUUGUGUCAAAUGACAUGCUGACAAUAUAAGCCUUUUUUUUAUUUAAAUUAAAAAAAAAAUAUAUAAUACCUAAAUAGAGCUAAAUUGGUAAAGGAUUUUUUAUACGUCAGAUAUGUGAAUAGUAUUUCAAAAAAUGUGUCUAUAUUCUUUACUAUUCAUGUGUUUUCAUUACUGUUUAUUGAUCAUUUCUUUUAAUUAAGCACUGACAAAUACAUUAAUUUACCAUAAAAUCUUGUGACUAUGCUGAACUAACUAAAUUUACUAAUUUAAUAACCUAGUCUAGAGUACAUCGACAUUUUUGACUCUCCAGUUGUUGCUACAAAAUACUUCUCCAUAACAAAAACAUCUUUUAUGUUGUGAGCCUUAUUAAUAUACAGUUGGUUUACCGAAAGAUACCUUAGUUUAAGAAAUAAAAAAUGAAUAAAUACAG